Molecule: messenger RNA, 1281 nt
Organism: Rhododendron vialii
Lineage: Eukaryota; Viridiplantae; Streptophyta; Magnoliopsida; Ericales; Ericaceae
Exons: 8
Coding region: 187-984 (265 amino acids)
Source: RefSeq, a predicted model, not a curated record
UCUCUCUCUCCCCCCACAUUUUCGCCAAUAAAUACCUCUCUUCUCCUCCUCGUCCAAUCCCUCCAAUUCGUGUCCCAUUCAUCUACACUUGUACCAAAAACCUCUCUCUCUCUCUCUCUCUCUCUCUCUCUCUCUCUCUCUCUCUCAUUGAAUUCCAAUUCUUGCUAUCCUUCUCCGCCAUCGUCCAUGGAUUCCUGCUGCAAAUCUCUUCGCGACUCUUCUCCUUUCGAUUGCCUCCUCUUCGAUUUGGACGAGACUCUGUAUCCUUCGGCGCUAGGGAUCGGCCAAGCCACCAAACGAAACAUCGAUGAUUUCCUCGUCGAGAAGUGUGGAUUCCCUGUGACGCAAGCUCCGACUCUACGCGUGGAGCUCUUCAAGACUUACGGAAGCUCUCUCGCCGGUUUAAGAUUAUUAGGCUAUGACAUCGACGCGGACGACUAUCACAGUUUCGUGCACGGAAGGUUGCCGUACGAGUCGAUCAAACCAGACCCUCAGCUUCGAAACCUUUUGCGCAGCAUCAACCAAAGAAAAAUCAUUUUUACCAAUUCGGAUCGGAACCAUGCGAUGAAGGCGUUAGAUCGGCUGGGAAUCAGAGACUGCUUCGAAAAAAUCAUAUGCUUCGAGACAUUGAAUCCGAACCUCUCGAAAUCGACUCGUCCUGAUGAAUUCCCUGUUGUGCUGAAACCAUCACUGGAAGCCUUCAGGAUCGCUAUAGAUGUCGCGGAGAUCGAUCCCUGUCGUACGUUGUUUCUCGACGACAGUCUCCGGAAUGUCGCCGCCGGCAAGGCCUUGGGUCUCCGAACUACUAUGGUUGGGAAAUCAGGGAAGUUCAAAGAAGCCGAUUAUGCAUUAGAGAACAUAAACAGCCUGGCCCAAGCAAUUCCAGAAAUAUGGUUUGGUGAAGGAGAGAAUGAAAAUCAUAGGUUGAGCCGAACCAGAAGCCAAAUUGAUCCCGCACUUGCUACGGCAUCGGUUGGGGCUUGAUCGGUUUACUUCACUUCCACGACCUGCCCGUACCAAGCAUUGGGCUCCACCUCGUUGUACAGACGAAGAACUUAUCAAACGGUUGCGCGAACUGGCUUAGCUGAUGGAGUGCAACUUCUAUUCUGAAGACCGUAGUCCUACUUUAACCAAUGAUGUACGAAACGUUACGCCACUUCUUCUCUUUGACGUGGCGUAAACCCGUUUUUUAAAAUACGUUCUUGGGUGUAACGUUGCACAUAUUAUCUUAAAUAUGAGUGUAUGUAUGUGAUUGCAAAGAAUAAAAGUGAUUUACCUGUA